GGGAAGUGUGUACAAUACUGUAUUGAGGGUCUUAAGUGAGAUGUCUUGCUGGUGGCGGUUGGUGUUGUUGGUGGUGUUGGUGGCGGGGAGUGGCGCCAUGAUGCACCAGGCGCUCACCGGACAUCAGGUGUGGGAGGUUGAUGAGUCGGGUAGAGUCCUCACGACACGAUUGCUUGAGGAGGGUCUGCUGGACGUGCUGGACCACUCUAGACCUUCCCGGACCGUGCGGGUCUCUCCUCACGCCGUCCACCAGGUCAAGACCGCCCUGCAGGAGGCUGCCAUUCCCUACCGCGUCCUUAUCUAUGACCUGGCCACCUACAUCAAGGAAGCGAAUAAAGGGGGUCGAGAGCCCCGGUCACCUGUUGACACCUGCACAGCCACCACCUGUCCCGCCCCUCUCAAGACCCACUACAUGACCCUCUCCCAGAUGGAAUGGUACCUUAAGGAGAUGAACCGAACCUUCCCCAGCAGGAUUAGCGUCAGCUCUAUAGGAAAGUCUGUAGAGGGCCGCGAUAUCUGGCUGGCUUACCUGCCGGCAGCCAACUCAUCAGGCAGAGCCAUCUGGGUGGAGGCUGGUCUUCAUGCCAGGGAGUGGAUCUCGCCGGCAGUGGCCUUGCACCUCAUCGAUCGCACGAUACACAACAGGUCAGCCAUGGCCAACAUGGACAUUCUCGUGGUGCCCAUGGCCAACCCUGAUGGCUAUGUUUACACCUGGACAACUGAUCGCUUUUGGCGUAAGAACCGGAGAAUCAACGCCGGUACCACUUGUGCCGGCGUCGACCUUAACCGCAACUGGGAUUACCAUUUUGGCGUUGGAGCUUCCACCAACCCAUGCAGCAAUGUGUACAAGGGUCCAUCGGCCUUCUCCGAGCCGGAAACUCAGGUCCUGCGCAAUGCUAUGCUCAAGCGGAAAGAUAAUUUAAAACUAAUAUUGUCGCUUCACAGCUUCGGGCAGAAGCUGCUGUACCCAUGGGGCUGGUCUAGUAGCGUCAAAGCACCAGACACCCCUCAGCUCGUUGCUCUUGGUCAGGUGUUCGCGCAGGCCAUCAAGAACGCGACUGGCACCGAAUACAAUGUCAAGAACUCUGCGGGAGGUUUAUACUUGGCAUCUGGUGCUACAGACGACUGGGCCACAGCAGUGCUCAAGACCAAGUAUGCGUACACACUUGAGUUGAGGGAUCUAGGCCAACAAGGUUUCCUGCUGGAUCAAAGGAACAUCCUCCCUUGUAGUGAAGAAGUAUGGCACGGACUCACUGAAGUCAUCAAACAUAUAAAGUAACACAGUACCAGCAACCUA
Molecule: messenger RNA, 1297 nt
Organism: Procambarus clarkii (red swamp crayfish)
Lineage: Eukaryota; Metazoa; Arthropoda; Malacostraca; Decapoda; Cambaridae
Product: carboxypeptidase B
Biological process (GO): proteolysis
Molecular function (GO): metallocarboxypeptidase activity; zinc ion binding
Source: RefSeq, a predicted model, not a curated record